AUGGAUAAACUUUGCUACACCUUGGGGCCAUUUCGGUCCAGUGUACAUGACAAGGACUCCCAACUAAAUGUUUUUGUUUCCAACAAACAUUUCCAAAUCGAAUUGAAAGCCGCCAACUUUGAGAAGUCACCGACACUUCUAGCAGAUUACUUACGAUAUCAUGAUCAUCUAGAACCUGAUUAUCUGCCUGAAUCAGAUGAAGAUUUUGGCUCAGAGGAUCCUCUUGAAGAGUUGGCUGAAUGGGCAUUGGAAUAUUUUCUCCCAAUUUUUCGCGAGAUUCUACCUUUAGAUAUUCAUGAGAAAUACACUCUCUAUGAUUAUCUAUUUCCAGAAGUUUUCCAUUAUUCACUAGAUGUCUAUCAAGACAAGUUGGCACCUAUCUUCCUAGAUAAGGCUGGAGAUAAGCGGUUUCUUAGCGCUCUUCUCCCAGACAAUACCUUACCAGCUAUUCCCCGAAAAGUAUACAUCCAGGGACAACAUAUUCAAGUCGCUUUCUUAAAAUCAGUGGGCGCCGGGGAUGUGAACAGCAUAUGCAGAGAAAUCAGCGCAUACACGAAAAUACAAUCGGCCUUACUUUCAAAGCCUAUCAACACAAGCCGGCUACUUGGAAUUGUUCGCAUUCCUUCUUCAGGCCGAAUUGUUGGUCUACUUCUCUCAUAUAUUGAGUCUAAGGAUAAUAAAACCUUGCUUUGUAUGGGAAAAGACCCCCAACAUGUCUCGAUGGGGCAGAAAUGGCUAAGCCAGAUCACCCAGUCUAUAGAGGGGCUCCAUGUGUGUGGUGCUGUUUGGGGAGAUGCCAAACCUGAUAAUGUUCUAAUAGAUACGCAAUUCGAUGCGUAUCUUAUUGAUUUUGGUGGAGGCUACACCAAGGGCUGGGUGGAUAAGGAAUUAGCAAAUACCGCUGAAGGAGAUCUCCAAGGCCUGCAAAGAAUCUCCGAAUUUCUCUUUGAAUAA
This is a messenger RNA of Penicillium verhagenii, 954 nucleotides long. RefSeq lists its product as uncharacterized. Gene Ontology annotation, molecular function: ATP binding; protein kinase activity. The transcript is spliced from 2 exons. Gene Ontology annotation, biological process: protein phosphorylation. Bases 1 to 954 code for a protein of 317 amino acids. The record is from RefSeq and is a predicted model, not a curated record. NCBI's taxonomy places the organism in Eukaryota, Fungi, Ascomycota, Eurotiomycetes, Eurotiales, Aspergillaceae.